Myotis daubentonii (Daubenton's bat) is the source of this 1222-nucleotide messenger RNA. RefSeq names its product myosin light chain 9 (gene MYL9). Gene Ontology annotation, molecular function: calcium ion binding. Lineage: Eukaryota; Metazoa; Chordata; Mammalia; Chiroptera; Vespertilionidae. The record is from RefSeq and is a predicted model, not a curated record.
CCGCCCCACAGCGCGCACAUUCUUCUGCCUUGUAAGGCCGGGCAGCCCGCCCCGCUCGCCGGCCCAGCCCCUCCCGACGGCGGCUCCGCACCGGCUUCGCACCCGGCUCCGCACCAGCUCUGCGCACCGAGAGUACCUUCUCCGCACCAGGGAAGACCCACCCACUGAAGCCAAGAUGUCCAGUAAGCGAGCCAAGGCCAAGACCACCAAGAAGCGGCCACAGCGGGCCACAUCCAAUGUCUUCGCGAUGUUUGACCAGUCCCAGAUCCAGGAGUUUAAGGAGGCCUUCAACAUGAUCGACCAGAACCGAGAUGGCUUCAUUGACAAGGAGGACUUGCAUGACAUGCUGGCCUCCCUGGGGAAGAACCCCACGGAUGAGUACCUGGAGGGCAUGAUGAGCGAGGCCCCUGGACCCAUCAACUUCACCAUGUUCCUGACCAUGUUUGGGGAGAAGCUGAACGGCACGGACCCCGAGGACGUGAUCCGCAACGCCUUUGCCUGCUUCGACGAAGAGGCCUCAGGUUUUAUCCAUGAGGACCAUCUUCGGGAGCUGCUCACCACCAUGGGUGACCGCUUCACAGACGAGGAAGUGGACGAGAUGUACCGUGAGGCACCCAUUGACAAGAAAGGCAACUUCAACUACGUGGAGUUCACCCGCAUCCUCAAACACGGUGCCAAGGACAAAGACGACUAGGCCUCCCAAGGCCCCCAUGUCCAGCCCCUGUCCCAGUCACCUGCUCCACACACACACAGUCUGCACCUGCUCAUGCCCAGGGGACCUACUCAGGGGAGCCUCCCUCUGAGGGAUUAGGGCCCAGCUCCCAGUGGAGGAAACAGGCCCAGAGAGGCAGUGCCAGGCAAGGAUCACACAGCCGCUGUGAGGCAGGUGUGCCCACUGGCCCUCCAAGGAAGGAUCAUCUAGGGAGCUGGACCAGAGGGCUGGGCCUGAAGGUGCCAAGGGAAGACCCGAAGGAGAGCCCAGGCUGGGCUGUUGCCUGCCCAUCCCCGGACUGUCCCCACAGGAAGGGCCCUGUGCACCACUUCAAGUGCACCCCAUGCGGGGCAUGAAGCCCUUUCCCAGACACUGCCACAAACACGAACCUCACCCCACACGGUCCUCCCGAGGACAGGGUGACAGAGCCCCCUUGCCCUGCCCAGAACACCCCACCCACGGGGAGUGGGCUCCUCCGAGAGGCGGAGUCUAAUAGAAGGCUGAACACUG